Molecule: messenger RNA, 2097 nt
Organism: Melospiza melodia melodia
Lineage: Eukaryota; Metazoa; Chordata; Aves; Passeriformes; Passerellidae
Gene: GRAMD2A
Product: GRAM domain containing 2A
Exons: 12
Coding region: 96-1037 (313 amino acids)
Biological process (GO): regulation of store-operated calcium entry
Cellular component (GO): extrinsic component of cytoplasmic side of plasma membrane; endoplasmic reticulum membrane; organelle membrane contact site
Molecular function (GO): phosphatidylinositol-4,5-bisphosphate binding
Source: RefSeq, a predicted model, not a curated record
CAUGAAGGCUAUGGUGCCUCCAUGAUAGGAGUUUCAGCCUCAGGGCAGGUUGGCAUCCCCUGGCAGAGGAUGCCUGGGGAGUCAGUGCCACGCCCAUGCAUGAGAAGGCAGCUCCCCUGAAGAGCCCCGAGCCCAGGCACGGUCGUGAGAAGCUGGAGGUGUCCCACAAGCAGAAGAGUUUGGAUUCCCUCGACGGCAGCCUCCGCCUGAAUGAAGCCCUCAAGGAUGAGGACAUCAAGAAAUGCCACAGGGAAGUGGCUGCUAGCAAGUACAACUCCCAGUACCACAAGCUGUUCAAGGACAUCCCGACGGAGGAGAGCGUGCUGAAAGUUUGCUCCUGCGCGCUCCAGAGAGACAUCCUCAUCCAGGGAAGGCUUUACAUCUCCCCCAACUGGCUCUGCUUCUACGCAAACCUUUUUGGGAAGGACAUUAAGGUGGUGAUCCCAGUGGUGUCUGUGCAGCUGAUCAAGAAGCACAAGACGGCUCGGCUGCUGCCCAACGGCCUGGCCAUCACCACCACUGCCAGCAGAAAGUACAUCUUUGUAUCCCUCAUCUCCCGUGACAGUGUCUAUGAUGUCCUGAGGAGAGUCUGCACCCACCUGCAGGUUUCCAGUAAGAAGAGCUUGAGCCUGAAGGAGCUGUCGGAGGAGCCGGACUCUGUGUCACUGGAGGUGAUCGUCCCCGAGGGCAAGUGGAGGAAGGUGUCACCUACCUCACUGUCCCUGUCACUGCCAGAUGCCAACUACCAGUGCAUCCACCGGACCUCUGUCAGCAGCCUGAGCACCAAGGAGAGCUCCUUCACCUCUGAGGAGCCACUGGUUUCAGAAAGUGCAAUAAACACCGAGGAGGAGCUGGAGGUGGAGCAGAGCUGCGUGGCAGAGCUCAGACCCUCUGACUACCAGCUCCUGAAGAUCUUCAUCGUGCUCAUCUGUCUCCUGGUGGUGUCCUCCUCGUACCUGGCAUUCCGCAUCUUCCGUCUGGAGCAGCAGCUCUGCUCCCUGAACCGGGAUUACCUCUCCCGCGGGCACAGGAGGUGACCGUUCCCAGGUGCUGGCUGAGGAUGGACACUGAGCUGGUGGCACCCUGCCCACGGAUCCCAGUGCUGUGUCCUCCCAACCCUGGCUGUUACAUUUGGUCCGGCUUUCCCUCGGCUGGUAAAAUGGGACCAAGUAUUUUCUCUCUUCCUUCGGGCACUUGCUCCUGGUGGGACUUUCCAGCCAGGUUCUGGCCACCAGUGCCAACUCCCCAUCCCACUGGAAACCUGUUUUUUCCCUGGGACACUGCUGUGCUGUAGCACUGGACAAUGGCUCGGGGCUGCCGAGCACUUGGACCUUCCCUUAGGACUUGCUGCUAAGAUGGAUGCUGGUUUUUAUUUCAGGCUUGGAUUUUUCUUUUGUUAAAAGAUGACCUUGGGCUCACCAGGACCCCCCAGAAAUGUGGAUGAGUUGCCACUGCUGCUCUGGGAGAACCCACCUGUUUGUCCCUGUCUCAGUAUCCCUGGGAAUGUUCCUGGAGGAAUGGCCCUGAACACAGGGAUCUGUGGGGAUGGGGAGAAAGGUCCCACCAGCCCUGUGGGGUGUCAUUUACCCCAUAUACAAGGAUGGGGUUCAAGCCAAGGCUGCCCAGCCCUUCUCUCUUGGAGCACUGGGCUCAGAGAGGGGUGUGUGUGUGUGUGUGUGUGCAUCCCUUGCAAAGCACUUUAAGGUCCCCCAGACCCGGUGUCCUCGCUGGGGUUCACACCUGGCCCAGAUUAACUUUGUUACUCCUGCUCACUCCAUGGGGACCCUGGAGAGGAGCCCAUGGCUGGCACUGGGGACUGUCCCGGAGUGCAGCGUCUGUGCCCUGGCUCUGUUAACCUUGUCACCACAUGGAGCUGAGUGCUGCAGGAUCUGUCUCACAGGAUUUGUCCCUCAGCCCCCCUGGGAGCACCCUGGGGUGGCAGGUGGUACCGGUGUGAUUCCUUUCUUUCCUGUUUUUUUUUGGAACUACAAGUGCUGACGGGGCCAAAUCCCAGCGCCCUGGGGAAGAGCUCACUGCUCACUCCAGGCUUGGAACGGCUUUUAAAUGGAAUUACAAUAAACCCAGGAUUUUCUAGCA